Hevea brasiliensis (rubber tree) is the source of this 1716-nucleotide messenger RNA. RefSeq lists its product as uncharacterized. Bases 1 to 1716 code for a protein of 571 amino acids. Gene Ontology annotation, cellular component: extracellular region. The record is from RefSeq and is a predicted model, not a curated record. Gene Ontology annotation, molecular function: calcium ion binding. The transcript is spliced from 3 exons. Lineage: Eukaryota; Viridiplantae; Streptophyta; Magnoliopsida; Malpighiales; Euphorbiaceae.
AUGGUGUUGAGGGAAGCCCAAUGGGAGCUAGAGAGUGAAGAUGAGACUUGCGAGGAGGAAGAGAAUCAAGAAGCAUAUGGUGAUGAGGAAGUAGAGUAUGCUGAUGUUUGGGAGAUGUUAGUGGUCAGAAGAACCUUAAGUGCAGUUGUAACAAAAAAGGAAGAGCAAAGAGAGAACAUCUUCUAUACCGGAUGCACUAUUCUCAAUAAGGUAUGUAAUGUCAUUAUUAAUGGUAGUAGUUGUACUAAUGUUGCUUCUAUUAUCUUAGUGGAGAAACUUAAUUCGUCCAUCUUAGUGCAUCCUCAUCCUUAUAAAUUGCAAUGGUUGAAUGAUGAUGGUGAUGUUAAAGUGAAUAAGCUAGUAGUUGUUCCUUUCUCCAUAGGCAAGUAUAAAGAUGAAGUUGUGUGUGACAUUGUGCCUAUGAAUGCUAGUCAUUUGUUGUUAGGGAGGCCAUGGCAAUUUUAUAGAAGGGCUGUGUAUGAUGCAUUUAAAAAUACUUAUUCUUUUAUGAAGGAUGGGAAAAGAAUUGUAUUAACCCCUCUUAUUCCUCCUAUGGUGGCUGAACUAUUGGAAGAAUUUAGAGAUAUUUUUCCUAAAGUGAUGCCAGAAAGACUACCUUCCCUUCGUGGCAUUGAGCAUCAAAUUGAUUUAAUUCCUGGAGCAGCAUUACCAAAUAGACCAACCUACAGAAGUAAUCCGAAAGAGGCUAAGGAGUUGCAUAAACAAGUCAUGGAGCUGUUGAAAAAGGGCUAUGUUCAUGAAUCCAUGAGCCCAUGUUCUGUUCCAGCUUUAUUAGUGCCCAAAAAGGAUGGUUCCAUGCUUAUGUGUGUUGAUAAUAGGGCCAUUAACAAAAUCACUAUAAAGUAUCGCUAUCCCAUUCCUACCAUGUCACACAUUACCCCUCUGAGUUUUGAAGAUCAUCUCAAGCAUCUAAGGGCUAUUUUUGAAGUUCUACACCAAGAAAAGUUGUAUGCGAACAUCAAGAAGUACAUUUUUUGCCACUAUCAAGUCACAUUCCUUGGCUUUGUGGUAUCCAAACAUGGCAUGGAGGUAGGCAAAGGGAAGGUGCAAGCAAUACUAGAAUGGCCAGUACCAACUACAAUCUUGGAGGUGAGAAGUUUUCAUGGCUUAACCUCUUUCUACAGGAGGUUUGUAAAGAAUUUCAGCACCAUCAUGGCCCCUAUAACAGAGUGCUUAAAGAAGGAAGGGAAAUUUAAUUGGAGUGAAGCUGCCCAAAAGAGUUUUGAACUCAUCAAAGCAAAACUAAACUCUACUCCAAUACUUGUAUUGCCGGAUUUUUUGAAGACCUUUGAGGUAGAAUGCGAUGCUUCCAGAGUGGGAAUUGGGGUUGUUCUAAUGCAAGAAAGGCGUCCCAUUACUUAUUUCAGUGAAAAGUUGAAUGGAGCUAGUUUGAACUACUCAACCUAUGAAAAAGAGUUUUAUGCUCUUGUUCGUGCCUUGGAGACUUGGCAACACUACCUCUUGCCAAGAGAGUUUGUUGUCCACACAGACCAUAAGUCCUUGAAGCACCUAAAAGGACAAAGUAAGCUAAACAAGCGGUGUGCCAAAUGCGUGGAGUUUCUUGAAUCAUUCCCAUAUGUAAUCAAGUAUAUGAAGGGACACCCCAACAUUGUGGCCGAUGCAUUAUCUAGGAGGUAUGCCUUAAUCUCUUUGCUAAAUACUAAGUUUUUGGGAUUUGAAUUGAUGAUUAAGUAA